UCAUUUCACCCCAUGUCCUUCGUGUUCAAUACGUUGAACAAAGAGCGCCAUCAGCAAGCAUGGCAAUGAACGAACUUCUCACAAUCGUCACUCUAUGGUUGAUCGUCCCAGGGCUGCAUUCACAGAUGGAUGAUAUUAACAGGUGCGUGUAUGAAGUGAACGAACGUGAUUUAGUUGCCAACUGUUCUAGCGGAAACCUCACUGCAGUCCCCCAAGGAUUUGUUAAAAAUGUGACUGUCAUUGAUUUGACAAUGAAUAAAAUAACAAGCAUCGGAAAGAUGUCCUUUCCUUACCGUCUGAAGGUACACACGCUCAGUCUGCAUCAGAAUCUGCUUACUCAUCUUGAUGAAGGUUCUCUGAAGAAUUUACCAGAACUUUCGAAACUUGACCUUGGAAGAAACAGGAUUAACUUCACAUUGUUACCAACAGGUCUCUUCAGAGGUCUUCCACUAAAACGCCUUUUAAUGAGUAACAUGAGUGGUAUACUCAAUGCGGAAUACCCAGAGGAUACAUUUCUUGAUCUCCAUCAACUGCAAGAGCUCUCCAUUGACGCUCCUCCAAACCCAACAUUUGGUGUCGGAUUUCUCAAUAUGACAAAUUUACAAACUUUAACCAUUAGCUUUUGUGAAAAGGAAAGCUUAAAUACAAGUGCAUUUGAAGUUUUCCAAAAGUUUAACCUUUCAGCAUUUCAGAUAAAUGCAUGUGAUAAAGGGCAGGUAGAUGAAAAUAUUACUGAUAUAUUUCCCAAUUUAGAUAUCUUAGACAUUAGGGACACGGUCGGCACCGAUCUACCCAAGCGAUUGAUGAGUUUAAAGAAUUAUGAAAACUCAUCCAUGCAACGAGUUUCAUUCAUAAAAAACGUGGGGGGAGAUAAGGAUCCUACUGAACAAUGUAACAUGUUAACAAAAAAUGUGACACGUUAUCUUAUCACAAUGUGUGUUUCAGAAGUGUAUCUUAUUGGUAACAAAAUACGAAUCAUUGACAGAGGUACUUUGAUUCAACCACCAUUUUCCGAAUGCCUUCGCUUUUUAGAUCUCAGUCACAACAUGAUCCUCGAUGAGUAUGGGAUACUUGAAACGCUUUACUUUUAUCCAAAUUUGGUCUUAUUUCACUUUGAACAAUUUUUGGAAGAUCUCAAACAGGCUUAUCAUGAAGUGUUCCAUUUCUAUGAUGCAAGUUCAAUAUUUCAAGACAAAAUUGAGACUGUAUGGCCACCACAAAACCCCGAAACAUGUCUCUUCACUGUGGGUGCUGAAAAACGAGACAAUGAAGUUAUUCCACCAAAUGAAAGUAGUAAAAGAGGGAUUUAUAUUUUGCUAUUUCCUCGAAACCUAACCUCGCUUUAUUUUGCACCAGCAUUAAAACCUUUUGCUAAUAUCGAACAUAAUCUGGGUUUUUUUGGCACUGAAAAAUGGUCAAAAGUGCGUUUUUCCAACUGUUCGGUACGUGCAAAAAAUGUCAAGUUCUUUGGACUGGAGAACCUUCAAAGUUUGGAAAUUUCUGGCAACGGAUUUACAGAACUACCAACAACAUUCAUGAAAUCCUUCCCCAAUAUUCAAAAUCUGUCAUUGAACCAUAUCACACACGGAUUUAGGAAAAUAAGUGAAAACAUAGACUCCGUAUUGGGACACUUGGAACACCUUGAAAAUCUGCAGCUUUUAGGUAAUGGUCUUUCCGAUUUGCCCAGAAAUGUAGAGAACUUAACAAAUAUCAAACUAAUAGAUGUCUCGUAUAACUCAAUAAAGGAACUGAGUGUGGAAACAAGAACCAGACUAGACGCUAUGGCUCAGAAGAAAAACGUAUGGGUUAAUCUUCGUGGUAAUGUUCUCUCGUGUGGAUGUGAUUCUCUUGAAUUUAUUCUGUGGUCAAUGGACUCAAAGGUAAAUUUCGCUGACGAUAAACAUUACACGUGUCGAAAUGAUAAUGGGACUAUAAUCCAUGUAACAGAUAUUGCACAUUCAUUCAUGAAAAUUUGGAGAGAGUGCAUUUCUUUGUUCUCACUUUUGUUUUCAAUUUGCCUCGUUUUCCUAUUCCUCUUAGGAGUUUCUCUAAGUCUUCAUAUUGCAAGAAAUAUCAAUUUGAUAAAACGAUGGAGUGUCAGAUGGUUAGGCUUGGACUUCCAGCGACAUUUUAAGUAUGAUGUAUUUGUGUACUACUCAUCCAAGGAAGACCCUCAGUGGGUGUGUAGCACCUUGAGACAGAAGCUGGAAGAUGAAAGGGAGCUUCGUCUCUGCAUUCCAGAAAGAGAUUUCGAUCCAGGAGUCUACACCUGUGAGGAGGUUCUCGGUGCCAUAAAUCAAAGCUGGAAGACUAUUAUCUAUCUGACCCAGACCUUCCUGGAGGACGAGCUAUGCUCCUUCAGGCUUUCAUCUGCUAUUUAUGUCGGUGAGAACCUGACGUCUGAUAGAUUCAUCAUACUGUACUCGGAUGCAGUGUUCCGUCACCCACUUCCUUCUAUCAUUAACCAACUUCUGGACAAAGACAAUAGGUUUCCUAUAGAGAGGUUCCAUGAGAGUUCAUUAUGGGAUCAGCUUCACAGCAGGAUCUUGUGUAAGGAUUGACAGUUACAUUGGCGUUUCUGUUUCCGAAAUGCAAGUAUCAAUACACGAUGUCAGUUAGAAAGACCCGAAGAAUGAAUCUUCAGUAACCCAUGCUUGUCACAAGAGGCGCCUAACGGGAUCGGGUGGUGAGACUCGCUUACUUGGUUGACACAUGUCAUCGUAUUCCAGUUGUGUAGAUCGAUGCUUUUGCUGUUGAUCACCGGAUUGUCUGGUUCAGACUAUUAUUAACAGCCCGCUACCAUAUUGCUGGAAUAUUGCUGAGUGCGACGUUUAACAACCAGCAUCCUUCCAUCCGAGACAGUACCCUUUGUAUGGCGUGAGUGUAUUAUAGAUGUAUAACAUAAAUAACGUAACGCAAAGAAAUAAUUUUUGUACAGUAUUUUCUCUUUCGUAAAUUAUCCUCCGGUAAAUUUGAUUUGUUUUAUGUAUUAACUUUUUGUUUGUUGCUUUUUAGGGACCCAUUGCUUUAGCUUUGACGAUCCAUGAUCCUGUGAUCUAGUGCGUCUGCAUAUGCACUGUAUAUAUGUAACUUACGUACGUUCUAAUAAAAUU
Haliotis rubra (blacklip abalone) is the source of this 3113-nucleotide messenger RNA. Its product is annotated as toll-like receptor 4. Gene Ontology annotation, cellular component: membrane. Gene Ontology annotation, biological process: immune response; toll-like receptor signaling pathway. Gene Ontology annotation, molecular function: protein binding; transmembrane signaling receptor activity. The record is from RefSeq and is a predicted model, not a curated record. Bases 60 to 2561 code for a protein of 833 amino acids. The transcript has 2 exons. Lineage: Eukaryota; Metazoa; Mollusca; Gastropoda; Lepetellida; Haliotidae.